Molecule: messenger RNA, 3003 nt
Organism: Diabrotica virgifera virgifera (western corn rootworm)
Lineage: Eukaryota; Metazoa; Arthropoda; Insecta; Coleoptera; Chrysomelidae
Product: gastrula zinc finger protein XlCGF57.1-like
Exons: 2
Coding region: 328-2040 (570 amino acids)
Biological process (GO): regulation of DNA-templated transcription
Molecular function (GO): RNA polymerase II cis-regulatory region sequence-specific DNA binding; DNA-binding transcription factor activity, RNA polymerase II-specific
Source: RefSeq, a predicted model, not a curated record
UACGACACGUUAGUGGCUUUACGUAUACGGAGAUGCGUACGUUACGUAGCAACAAAAACUCCCUAUUGUCAUACAGCCUUAAGAACCGUGGGACUAGCUCGGUCUGUCGGUCUGUACAUCCUUCGAUCCUUGUUAUGACAGUUUGUUGACUACAAUGUACAAAUCAAAUCUACAAUACAAACACAAACAAACUAAAAUCUAAAAUUUACACAUAGGUUAAUCAAGUUAUAUCGGCGUUUUUUUUGUGAUUUCUGCUUCGUUAUUCCUUUAAUUUUUAGUUAUUAUUAGUCUGCAUUUAUAUAAAAAAAAAACAGUUAUUUAAACAGUAUGGAGGAACAAGAAGACAAUUACACAAAAAGCGAACUAUCUAAUAAUAUAAAAUGCCAAACCGAAUUAGAGAAUGAUGGUGUGAAUAAUACAGAAUUUCCGGUUACCAUAAAAAAUGAAUUUAAAAAAGAAAUGUUUCUACCUGAGGAUAAUCCAACUAAUGAAGAUUCUAAAGAUUGGUUCAAUCAAAUGAAUACUGCAAUAUACAUUGAAAAUGUAAAACAUGAAGAAAUUGAAGAUGAUAGUAAUUUGUUGAAUUGUAAAAUUUUUAAGUCUGAACCAAAUAUUAAGGAAGAGGAAGACGUAAUUGAAGCAAAUCAGAGUCAAUGUGGUUCCUUCUCUGAAGACGCACACAGUGAGUUGAACGCGAAUAAAUGCUUCUUAGAAAAGGACACAAAAAACCUUGAAAAUCUGUUCACCUUUGACAAACAGUAUUCACAUUAUGGUGCAACAGUGGCGUCUAAAAUUGGUUCCAAAGAGUUUUCGACAAAGUCUAUUGAAACUCAUAUGACAGUGCACAGCAUAGAAAAACCUUUUGAAUGUGAAGUUUGUUUCAAACAGUUUACGAACAAUUAUGAGGUGAAAUCGCAUAUGAGGCUUCAUACCGAAAAAACAUUUAAAUGUGAACUUUGUUCUAAAGAGUAUUUAAAGCAAUAUUCUUUAAAAACACAUAUGAGGUGGCACAGUGGAGAAACUAUUUCAUGUCAAAUUUGCUUUAAACAAUAUACAACGAAUUAUGAUUUAAAGUUGCAUAUGAGGGCGCACAUUGGAGGGAUCAAAGAAAGACGUUUUACAUGUGAGGUGUGCUCCAAAACUUUUAUAAACAAGAAUACUUUAAAGCGACAUUUAAGAUGGCACACUGGAGAAGCUUACACGUGCGAGAUUUGUUCCAAACAGUUCGUAGACUAUCAUUAUUUCACCGUCCAUAUGAGAUUCCACGCAGGCGCAAAACCAUUUCAAUGUGAAAUUUGUUCGAAACAACUUUCACAAAAGUCCGCGCUUAAAGUGCAUAUGAGAGCACAUACUGGAGAAAAACCUUUUGUAUGUGAAAUUUGCUCUAAAUCUUAUAUGACAAGCACGAAUUUAAAGGUACAUAUGAGAGAGCACCACACUAAAGAAUUGCCUUUCGAAUGUAAAAUUUGCUCUAAGAAAUGUGCAACAAGUAGUAGAUUAAAAAGUCAUAUGAUGGUGCAUAUCGAAAAAGGUCCUUUCAAGUGCAGAAUUUGCUUGAAACGAUAUAAAACAGAUAAAGAUCUUCAAUUGCACAUCAAAUCGCACAAUGUAGAAGAGACUUUUACAUGCGAAACUUGCGCAAGACAAUUUUCUACAGAUUCUGAGUUAAAAUUUCAUUCAAGAAUACAUAGGGAAUUCAAAUGUGAAGUGUGCUCCAAAGGAUUUUUCAGCAAUAAAACGUUGAAAUUACAUAUGAAGGUGCAUACUAGAGAACUUUUCUCAUGUCAAAUGUGCCAUAAACAAUUUUCAACAAAAUACAACUUAAAAAUACACAUGAGAAGGCAUACAGGAGAUAGGCCUUUCCCCUGUGAACUUUGCUCCAAACGGUUUGCCAAGAAAUCUGAAUUAACUGCACACAUGAAAUGGCACACUAGAGACGUUCUUUAUACAUGUGAAAUUUGCAACAAACAGUUUGUUACCAAGACAAUAUUAACUAGACAUAUGAGAACUCAUCAAGGGGAAAACCCAAUUCAAAUGUGAAGUUUGUUUCAUAAGGGAGUCAAUAUAGAUUUUGAUUUCGGAAAAAAUCAAACUUUUUGUAAUUUGAUUAAAAAAUGUUUAAUAAACAACAUAUCACCCCCUCCGUGGCUCAGUGGUAAGAGCGCCUGCCUUUGGAUCGAAACAAUCCGAAAGGUUGUGGGUUCGAAUCUCACCAGGGUCAGAAAUUUUUCAUUUAUUAUAAAUUAAUAAAUAAAUAUAGUUUCUGUCCUUGUGGGAUCGGUACUCACCGGAGGGACCGCAGACGUUCGGAUACAAUUAGCGUCUUUUUGCAAAGACAAUGACGUCGACUUUGCAAAGUAACAAGACACUUACUCAACACACACACUACAUUGGCGCACUGUAAACUAACGUUCGGCGAAGUGAACGGUUGAGUUAUUUUAAUAUAAUUAUUUAAGUAAUGAAUCAAAUGACAUUUAACCAAUUGAACAUAAAAGAAGAACAAUUAGGUUAUCUUAUGGUUAUGAUAAAAAGAAAUAAAAUGUAUGGGUAUAAGUACGGUGUAGGCGGAAAAUAAGACUUACAUGAAUUUUGUUUAAAAAUGUGUAACUAAUACAAUUAUUACUAUAAAACUCUCAAAUUUGUACCAGUUACCUUUCAAACAUCUUACUAAACGAUAUUUUAUUCAAAAAAAUCUCAAAAAUUUAAUUGAAAUGAUACGAAGCACAGUGGUCCAAAUUCCAGAGAAGCUGGCCAAAAGUAAAAAAGAAAUUCGACGUUACAUUUUCUAAAAGAAAAUUAAAUUCCCUAUUCAGUGUUGGCAACCCUAGAGUUAUAUCUCCUAUAUCUGAAUUUCCAGUUCUGUUCAAAGUUGACCUUCGUACGGAACAUGCCCGCAGUUAAAAAUAUCGAAUAUUUUAUACGCUCAGUCUUGUGCGUGUAUCUCGAGAACGAAAUGCGCAAAUUCAAUUCUGUAAAAUAGAGGAUAUUCGUGGAGCCAUCUUU